This is a messenger RNA of Staurois parvus, 340 nucleotides long. Lineage: Eukaryota; Metazoa; Chordata; Amphibia; Anura; Ranidae. The record is from the annotation of a GenBank genome assembly.
GGGGGAGUGUGCACACAGAGGCUGUCUCUUGCAGGCAAUGUUUUCAGAGGGAGGGGGGGGGGGGGGGGGGGAAGUGUGCACACAGAGGCUGUCACUUGCAGGCAAUGUUUUCAGAGAGGGGGGGGGAGUGUGCAGGCAGAGGCUGGCACUUGCAGGCAAUGUUUUCAGAGAGGGGGGUGAGUGUGCAGGCAGAGGCUGGCACUUGCAGGCAAUGUUUUCAGAGAGGGGGGGGGGGGGAGUGUGCACACAGAGGCUGUCACUUGCAGGCAAUGUUUCAGAGAGGGGGGGGGAGUGUGCACACAGAGGCUGUCACUUGCAGGCAAUGUUUCAGAGGGGGGGG